Messenger RNA from Pleuronectes platessa (European plaice), 1597 nucleotides. RefSeq names its product solute carrier family 25 member 43 (gene slc25a43). Lineage: Eukaryota; Metazoa; Chordata; Actinopteri; Pleuronectiformes; Pleuronectidae. The record is from RefSeq and is a predicted model, not a curated record. Gene Ontology annotation, biological process: transmembrane transport. The transcript has 5 exons. The coding region runs from base 160 to 1182 and encodes 340 amino acids.
CCUGGGUCCCGUGUGACGUUGAGGGUGUCACACAACACCGCAGCUCCUCCGGGCCGGACACGGACACCUCCUCUCUUCUCCUCUCCCCGCUAUAUUUGGAUAAACAAAGUGUGCAGAUUAAGCUUUGGGAUGGUCGUGGGCUCAUAACAGCGCACAGCGAUGGCCUCGGUGAAGAAGGACAACCGGCUGACCGCCUCGCAGAGCUUCCUGUGCACCGGGUUCUCCGGGUUCCUCAGCAAGAGCGUCACCUCUCCCCUGGAGGUGGUGCGGAUCAAGAGCCAGGUGGGAACCUUCCACUGCAAGAGGGGCUUCUGCCAGAGCUUCCUCCUCAUCUACCAGAACGAGGGGCUGCGGGGCUUCUGGAAGGGGAACCUCGCGUCCUGUCUGCGGCUCUUCCCUUACACCGCGGUGCACCUUGCCACCUACAAGAAGAUCGUCCACCUUCACAUGGACGAGCUGGGCUUCAUCUCUCAGUGGAGGGCCAUAUUAGCCGGGGGUCUGGCUGGUUUUGCUGCUGCUCUGGCCACGUACCCUCUGGAGGUGGUGGAGACCAGGCUCAUUGCUCAGAACUGCAGACAGCCCACGUACAUCGGCGUAAUACACACCCUCUUAAAGAUCUACAGGAGUGAGGGGCUGCUGGCUCUCUACAGGGGCUUCUCCCUCACUGUUUUAGGUGCAUUUCCCUUCUCUAUCGGAUGCUACGCAGUCUACAGGAACUUGGACAAGAUCUGGCAGGAGCCUCCUUUUCGCUUCACUCCCCUCCAGAACUUCAUCAAUGGCUGUCUUGCAGCAGGAGUCUCUCAAACCCUCUCGUACCCGUUUGAAACGGUGAAAAGGAAAAUGCAAGCGCAGAGUGCCCGUCUUCCACAUUGUGGUGGAGUUGACGUCCAUUUCAACGGGGUGAUGGACUGUUUCAUACAGGUGGUGAAAAACAAAGGCGUACUCUCAUUGUGGAGCGGUCUCACCGCCAACAUGAUCAAGAUUGUUCCCUGUUUUGGCCUUCUGUACACCUGCUUUGAGUUGUGCAAGCAGGUUUGCCUUUACCGCAACGGGUACAUCAUCUCACCCCUGAGCUACCAGCUCGCACCGGGGGUCGACCAGAGCCUCGGGCCGUCCGAGCUCCAGGAGCUGAAGCGCUACCUGAGAAACAGGAACUUUGACUCAGGGGAGUCGUCUUUUUGAAACCGCUGGUGAAGAUUUUUCCUGUGGAAAAUAUUGACUGCUGACCACACAUGACCAUCAAAAUGAGUUAGUUAUCAGUCUGAGCUACUGUAAUAAUUCACUGUAUUAAUUACACAGUAUUGUAUUUCAGGUUUACUGUCUUCCUAAAAGCAAAUAACAUGUAUUUACAUGACUGUAUGUCCUCUCUGCUGUGGUCUACCUCCUUGAAAACUGUUAUUUUAACCGAGUAUUUGUCAAUUAUGUAUUUCCAUGACUUUUUUAACCAAAUGUUAUGUGCCUUGUGAGAUAAAAACUAUUUAUUUUGGGGCAUAUUUCAGUUAUUGUUGCAUUAACUUCAUCGUAAUGGCAUUAUGUUAAAUGGCCGUUAUAAGUAUAAAUGCUAUUCAUGCUGUAAAAUAAAAUCUGAGCACUUUCA